AUGUGGUCUAAUAUUUAUGAAUAUAUAAGUUUUUUCCCUGAAUGUCAAAAGGAGUUAGAAGAUCAAAAACGAAUAUGGAGUACAAGUUACGAACGAGAGUGUAGACCUAUUAUGGGAAAAUAUUUAUCAAGUACUAAUUCGGAUGAUAUUAAUAUUUGCACCACGGCUAUGUCAUAUAUAUAUUAUUUUUCUCGUACUCACGUUGCUAUAUCUGAACAUAUCCAUUGUUUAUACCUGUAUUAUUGGAUAUAUCAUGAAUUUAAAAAAAAUGGUAAAAGUUCCGAUACCAAAAAACUUUAUGAAGAAUUUUUGGAUCAUUUAAAAAAUAAAUACAUACAUAACCAAUGUAAAUUAUAUUGGGAUAGUAUUAAUUCCUAUGAUCAUUUUGAAAAAGUCAAAUAUUUAUAUGAAACAUCUCUAUGUCUAAAGAUAAUUGAAAACGAUGAAGAAGUAAGUCAAAAAAAUAAUUUUUGCGAAGCAUUAAAAGGUAUUAUUCAAAAAUAUAAUGAAAAAAAUAAAUCUAAAAUAUGUGAUUUUGAUAAAAAAGAAAUAUCAUCUUCUACGGAAACUAAUAGAAAGGAUAUUAUUAUAAUUUCAAUUCUCGUUACAUUAGUAGUAUUACUGUUGUUAUUUAUUGUCCUUAAGUAUACCUCAUUUUUUACACGCUUACCCUAUAAAUUAAAACGUAAAAUAAGUGAGUUUAAAAAUAAAGAUGAAGAAAUGAAUAUGUUAGAUCAAUAUGAAGACUUUAAUAAUAUAUCAAUGAAUAAUGGAUAUAAUAUAGUAUACGGUUCAGAUUAA
Plasmodium gonderi is the source of this 801-nucleotide messenger RNA. RefSeq names its product variable surface protein. The record is from RefSeq and is a predicted model, not a curated record. Bases 1 to 801 code for a protein of 266 amino acids. The transcript is spliced from 3 exons. NCBI's taxonomy places the organism in Eukaryota, Apicomplexa, Aconoidasida, Haemosporida, Plasmodiidae.